Molecule: messenger RNA, 686 nt
Organism: Benincasa hispida (wax gourd)
Lineage: Eukaryota; Viridiplantae; Streptophyta; Magnoliopsida; Cucurbitales; Cucurbitaceae
Source: RefSeq, a predicted model, not a curated record
UUUCCCUCCACUCCUUUCCCGCCUCUCCUCUCUCUAUCUCUCUCCUCUCAAUGCUCCUUCUCCCGCCCACUCCCUCACUCCAUAAAUCCCCAUUUCCCCUCAUCCUCAUCUUCAUCUUCUUCCUUUCAUCUCUGCAACAUGAAUCGAAGAUCCAGAAGAUCGGGGAACUCUCAAUCCGAGACGUUUCACAAGUAUCUAAAACCCGGUGCACUAGCACAAAUUCGGAAUUCUCGGAUGAUCGCUCGAUUCAACCGGGUCAAUUUGGUCUCUCAGAUCUACUCCACUCGUUCCUCCUCGUAUCCUUCCACUAUACCCAUCGACUCCGGUUUGCUUCAGGUUAACAUUGUUGAUGCUUCCCCUUCCUUUGCUGGGAGGGUGUACGGCCCUCUCUGCUUGCAGCGGAAGAAACUUUUGGCUUCUAAGUCUUUGUGGUUCCUCACUUCUAGCCCUACCAAUCUCACACCCGAUUCUCCGCCUGAUCCGGUUAUUGAAGUGUUAGGGGGGUGAAUUGUAUAAGUUUUUGUGUAUGGAAUAGUUUCAACUUGUGAAUCGAUCUUUUUCUUUGUGAAAUUAAUAUCAAUCUGUAAUACAUGAUACCUUUUGUAGGUAGUGUUUGAUGAUGGAUUGUGAAAAUUUUUCUUGAUUUUGACCGGAUUUUAAUAAUAAGAUCUAUCAUAUUCUCGAUC